AUGGCACCCAAACAAAUCCGCGUCGUCCGCCUCGCACACGUUGUCUAUCAACAUCCAGACUUGGACAAAGCCUUGUCGUUUCUCUUCGACUUCGGCUUCGUCGAAGCACACCGGACACCAUCUGGGGACCGAGUCUAUCUCCGCGGCUAUGGCGUACAACCCUUCGUCUAUGUGGCUGAGAAAUCCCCCGACUCCAGGCGCCAUUUCAUGGGCGGAUUUUGGGCCGUCGACACGCUGGAGGACCUAGAAGUUGCUGCUUCCUAUCCGAAAGCAUCACCCAUUACCGAGUCUGAUGCUCCGGGCGGGGGGAAAUUCGUCACGAUUGAAGAUCUCAAUGGAUUGCGCGUUGGAUUCGUUUAUGGUCAGAAAUUACGAGAAAAGGAUGAACUGGUACCAUCAAAUCUGGAAAAAACGACCCCGAUCCCUAAUCAAGCUAUGGAGAAGCCGCGGAAGGGCACAUUUCGCAGAUUCAAGCAGGGCCCGAGCCCCGUGCAUAAGCUGGGACAUUAUGGCUUCGUGGUCCCCGGGAGUAAAUUCGAGAAGACACUCGAGUGGUAUACGAAGUUGAUGAAUCUGAAACCAUCGGAUGCGGUGUUCAAUCCGACAACGGGCAAGGAUGAGACGUGUUUCUGCCAUAUUGAUUUGGGAGCGGAAUGGGUUGAUCAUCACAGUUUCUUCCUCGCAUCCGGUCCCGAAGGGCCUCCCGUACAUAUCCAUCAUUCGAGCUACGAAAUCAACGACUUCGACACUCAGACUCUGGGACACGACUGGCUCCGCGCCAAAGGAUGGACGAACUGCUGGGGUAUCGGACGACAUGUACUUGGAAGUCAGAUCUUUGAUUAUUGGUUCGAUGGCUCCGGAAACAUCGUCGAACACUACAGUGACGGCGACCUAGUGAAUGAAGGCACACCCUUUGGAAGAGAGGCUGCGGCCCCGGACACGUUACAUGUGUGGGGACCGAAUAUUCCAUUGGCCUUUUUGUCGGGGAAGAUCGAGGAUGCUGGGAAGGAAUUGCCUAUGCCCGAGGCCCCGGAUGUAAUGGAGGGGAAGCCAGCCAAGUUGCCUGCGCGACCGGUCGUGACGGCAUAA
Molecule: messenger RNA, 1089 nt
Organism: Rhinocladiella mackenziei CBS 650.93
Lineage: Eukaryota; Fungi; Ascomycota; Eurotiomycetes; Chaetothyriales; Herpotrichiellaceae
Exons: 3
Coding region: 1-1089 (362 amino acids)
Biological process (GO): L-methylmalonyl-CoA metabolic process
Cellular component (GO): mitochondrion
Molecular function (GO): methylmalonyl-CoA epimerase activity
Source: RefSeq, a predicted model, not a curated record